Salvia splendens (bonfire salvia) is the source of this 3383-nucleotide messenger RNA. Its product is annotated as pentatricopeptide repeat-containing protein At1g05670, mitochondrial-like. NCBI's taxonomy places the organism in Eukaryota, Viridiplantae, Streptophyta, Magnoliopsida, Lamiales, Lamiaceae. The record is from RefSeq and is a predicted model, not a curated record. Gene Ontology annotation, molecular function: protein binding.
AGAAGAGGCAAUCCUCCCUCUCGCGUGAACUCCCUUUCCGCCCGUUGCGCCGUUCACGCCUAUCGUCGGAAGAUUCAAACGCCACCCGACCACAGCCCGCCUCGAUCUCUUCCCCUAUUCAUCCCUCCACCCUCCUUUUCCAUCCUCCAUUGAAGAAAUAUUUAAAAGCUUGAAGCUUCACUACCAUUCACACCCAACCUUAUUUCUGCAAAAAUUUGGAAAUAGAGGAGACUUUGCAUUGCCAAAAUCCAUCUUCUGAGUAUGCGAGAUUGAAGAUUUUCAAUGAUACAUUGGUUAGAAAGUUUGGAGGGCAGCCACUUGGACCAGACAUGUAUUAUUUGAAAGUUGUGUUGACGGACCUCUUCCGACAGCAUGAAGAGGGGCCCCAUCAUACUUUCAUGUUGUCUAAAACCAAGUUUAGGCAGAGGUCAUCUCACAUUCACAUGCUUUUCAAGUUUUUCUCUGUCGGGCUCAUCUGGUCAGAGAUCUUUUCCCAAUUAUUCACCAAAGAAACCUUCUAUAAAAGAUUCUGAAUUUGUCCACCACAUCUCAAGUAUCCUCAAGCAACGCUGCUAUGAGCCUCUUCGACAAAUUAUGAGGUCCUUUGAGACCAAAUUCAGGCCUGAUCAUCUGGUUUGGGUUCUCAUGGAAAUAAAGAAUGAUUAUACACUAGUUAUGAAAUUAUUCAACUGGUCAUAUAUGAGAAGAUCCCCAUCACUUGAGGCUCGUUGCAUCAUCAUUCAUCUUGCUGUUGCAGCUAAUGAUAUAAACUCGGCUCAUAAACUUUUUCAUGAAUUCUGGACAAGUUCUAGUACUGAUGGCAAUACCUUGUUGGUCUCCCACUUUCUUGAAAAAUUGAUAUACACCUACAAAGAUUGGGGUUCUACUCCCCAUGUCUUUGACAUCUUUUUCCAGGUUCUUACCGAAAUUGGACACCUUGAAGAUGCGCGAAAGCUCUUUGAUAAGAUGUUGAACUAUGGUGUGGUUCUCAGUCUUGAUUCCUGUAACCUGUUUCUUUCCAGAGUUUCAAAAGACAUUGGUGGUCCUCUAAUGUCUUUAAAAGUAUUCCAAGAAUUCUCUGAAGUGGGUAUUAACUGGAAUACUGUAUCAUAUAAUAUAGUUAUUCACUCACUUUGUCAAUCAAGGAAAACCAAAGAAGCUCAUAACUUGCUUCUACAAAUGGAGUUAAGAGGUUGCUUUCCUGAUGCAGUAAGUUACAGUACAGUUAUCAAUGGGUAUUGUAAUGAAGGAGAACUUCAGGCCGUGAUAAAAGUUACUGAAGCUAUGCUGCAGAAAGGUCUGAAGCCAAAUGCAUUUACGUAUAACUGUAUAAUCACUCUUCUAUGCAAGACUGGUAAAAUGGUCGAUGCUGAGAAUAUUUUGAGGGAAAUGAUUUCUCAGGGUGUUUUUCCUGAUAAUGUAGUAUAUACAACACUUAUUGAUGGUUUUAGCAAACUUGGGAAUGCUUCAUCUGCAUUAAGAAUGUUUAAUGAAAUGCAGAGUCAGGAUAUAAUUCCUGAUGUUAUUGCAUAUACUGCUCUAAUUUGUGCCUUUUGUCAGAAUGGAAAAGUAGCAGAUGCAGAUCAGUUUUUUCAUGAAUUGCUAAAUAAUGGGUUGAAACCAGAUGAAUUUAUUUAUACAACACUCAUUGAUGGUUAUUGCAAGGCAGGUGAAAUUAGAAAAGCAUUUUCGCUGCACAAUGAGAUGAUCAAAAUGGAUUUGAAUCCUAAUGUCGUCACAUACACUGCACUGGUUGAUGGGCUGUGUAAACAAGGGGAUGUUGAAACAGCAAAUGUACUUCUUCAUGAGGUGCGUGAAAAAGGACUUAUUCUCAAUAUCUACACAUGGAAUGCGCUUGUCAAUGGUCUUUGCAAAUCUGGGAAUAUAGCACAGGCAGUGAAGUUAAUGAAAGAUAUGGAAGUGGCUGGGAUACAGCCUGAUGUUUUUACCUAUACUACUCUAAUGGAUGCAUAUUGCAAAUCUGGUCAAAUGAAUCUGGCACACCAGCUGCUAAGUGAGAUGUUACAGAGAGGGGUUAAACCAACAAUUGUUACAUUCAAUGUCCUUAUGAAUGGAUUUUGUAUGUCAGGGAUGCUGGAAGAUUGUCAGAAGCUGCUAAGCUGGUUGCUGGAGAACAGUAUAAUGCCUAACGCCACCACUUAUAAUUCGCUUAUUAAACAACAUUGUAUCAGGAAUGAUGUGCAUGCAGCUACUCAAACUUGCCGUGAUAUGUGUGAUCAAGGAGUGGUACCAGAUGGAAAUACCUAUAAUAUACUUAUACGAGGACAUUGCAAAGCAAGGAAUAUGAGAGAAGCAUGGUUUUUGCGUAAGGAAAUGGUUGAAAAGGGAUACAAUCUCACUCUUGAGACCUAUAAUUCACUAAUUAAGGGAUUUAUUAAGAGGAAGAAGUAUAGGGAGGCUAGAGAACUUUUUGAUGAGAUGAGAAAGAAGGGAUUAGCAGCAGAUGAAGAAACAUACUGCACCUUUGCGGAUAUGAAUGAUGCCAACAGGAGUAUCGAUUUGACUUUGAUGUUCCGUGCUGAAGAAGUUAAAAGGGUGACUGAAGUGGAAAAAUUGUGAUGUGGUUGCAUCUAGAUUAAAGUACAUAACAGUAACAGGGCCAAGGAAGUUGUGGAUCUUUGAACUCCCGUGAUGGAGAGGAGGCAGGAUGAGUUUUUCCUAAAAAAAGUAUGUGUACUAAACCUAGCAAAUAGCCACCGGAGGUCUGACUUUAUGAUGCUUUGUGGAUACAGAGGUCAAAUUUGAGAAAGCCAAUACUUUUGGAUGAUCGGUCCAACUCCAGGAGAAGGAAUGUAAAUGUUAGAACUUAGAAACAUUGAAUUUGAUUAACUAGUCCCACAAAGAGCCAAUAGGGAGGACUUUUUUUGGAAGAAGGAAGAAGAGAGUGGAUGAAUUCUAUCUUGAAUACUUCAACUCAGUUUAUGAAGAACGAUGAAUAGGACUUGAUUUUAUGCAUGAAUUGAGAUGACGAUGAAAAUCAGAAUCGGCCAUCAUGAAGAGAUUGAGAUGGGAUCUCAUCCAAGUGAUGGAGAGGCUUUGCUGAUUUAUAAGCCCUUUAGUUGUGUGCAUUUUGUGCAUGAGCUAUUUUACUUCGAUUUCUGUCAAUACCUUGUUUACUAAACUCAUGCUAUCACGCCAAUAUACUCUUGGCAUGGCUUUGGGAGGAAAUGCUAUCAAGCCAGAUGCCAGUAUUACAGAUAGUCAGCUACUGCUUGGCAUAUAUUGGUCUGUUUUGCCAUUUAUCUUGUGUUGAUCAUGUCAUACCAAAGGUUGGCCUCUUGAUGAUGCCGGCACUUGUUUUGAUUCCUUGAUGAAAUAAUUGAUUUCACGAAUACCUUAAAACCACACUGGAUGUUUUUUUA